Molecule: messenger RNA, 11209 nt
Organism: Oppia nitens
Lineage: Eukaryota; Metazoa; Arthropoda; Arachnida; Sarcoptiformes; Oppiidae
Product: cubilin-like
Molecular function (GO): calcium ion binding
Source: RefSeq, a predicted model, not a curated record
AUGGUUAUAACAAUUAUUUGCUGUAUUUCUAACAGUUUUAUCGAUCCUUUUGAUGGACAAUCUAAAAUAGUGGUCAAAGAUGGUCACAUAUUCUUUGAAACUGCCAAUAAUAAGGAUAUUAACUUCAAGACAGGUGUCGGCGGUAAAGUGAUGAUCGAUGGACAAGACUUGUCCCGAAUAGCCGAGUUGGCCAAAGACACUAAUCUGGAGGGUUUAAGUAACAGUAAAGUUAGUCAAAUACAAGAUAAUGUGGAAACAUUAAAGACCCAAAUGGCUAAUGUUAUCACUACUAUAGCCGUAUUGAGAGCACAACACACAUCAUUCAAUGAUAGUACCAAUAAAUUGAAUCGUAUGUUAGGCACCGGUAGUAAUGCUAUGUCUCCAAUCACUGUUAGGCGAACUCUUAGAAAAAUACAGAGAAUCGAUACAUCACUCAACCGGUUAACUCAGCUUUUAGAAACAAAUGAGUGCCAGAGUAACCCGUGCAGGAAUGGUGGUUCGUGUGUCGAUACCUAUAAUGGAUUUAUCUGUCAGUGCAUCGAUGCCUGGGAAGGACCGACAUGUGAUACAGAUGUCAAUGAAUGUCAACGUUUUUACGGUACAGAAUUGGGCUGUCAGAACGGUGCCACUUGUAUUAACAAUGCCGGCGGUUACCGGUGUAUGUGUACGGCUAACUGGUAUGGCACACAUUGUACAUCACCUCACGAUGACUGUUCAUCGGCUACUAAUGAGGCUCUUUGUGGUCACGGGACGUGUGUUAACCAACAAAGAAGUGUUGCCGGUUCACCAAAUUAUCGUUGCAUUUGUGAUCAGGGCUGGACAUCGACCGGUCAAAAUCCCGCGUGUAUUGUGGAUAUCAACGAAUGCACUGAGGGAACACCCCAUUGUUCAACUAACCCCACUGUGCAAUGUAUUAAUUUACCAGGCACAUUCUUUUGUGGGCCCUGUCCUCCCGGUUUCACUGGAAAUGGUUAUUACUGUCAUGAUAUCAAUGAAUGUGAGACAAUCAAUGGUGGAUGUUCUGUAGCACCUCGUGUCCAAUGUAUUAACACAAUUGGGUCAAGAAUAUGCUCUGCUUGUCCACCCGGCUAUAAUGGGGACGGAACUACGUGUCAAUUUGUGGGCACCUGUCGUGUGAAUAAUGGUGGUUGUCAUCCAAUGGCUCAGUGCUAUGAAAAUAUGGCCAUUUCAACUGCUUUCCGAGAGUGUAGGUGUCCAGGAGGUUAUGUUGGUAAUGGUGUAGGACUUAAUGGAUGUGUGACUCAAACGGGUACAACUUGUGAUAAUAACCCAUGUAGUCAUGGAUCAUGUCUUCCAAAUGGUAAUUCGUUUACUUGUGUCUGUAUUUCCGGAUAUACUGGAAGUUUAUGCGAACAAGAGAUAAAUGAGUGUCUGUCCAAUCCGUGUCAAAACGGUGGUACCUGUACUGAUCAAACCAGUGGUUUUCUGUGUGUUUGUACUUCACAAUGGAGGGGAACAACUUGUUCAGAUCCGAGACAGACAUGUGGGGGCUCUUUGAAUAGCGAAGUGGGAACUUUUAGUUUUCCAAUCGAUCGGAUGACAACAUAUCCCAAUCAAGUUAGCUGUGCCUGGGGUUUGACCACAACUAGUGGUAAAGUUCUUAACAUAACUUUCCAUUCAUUUAAUAUCGAGUACACCAAUGAUUGUUCGUAUGAUUUUCUGCAAAUCAAUGACGGACCUAAUGCCGGCUCUCAUAAUUUGGGCAGAUUUUGUGGCACUAGACUACCUUUUGGUGGAAAUAUUGUGGCAACACAUCAUCAGUUGUAUAUAUGGUUUAAAUCUGACCAUUCUGUGGGUAAUCAAGGAUUUCAAUUUGAUUGGAAUACAACUGAUCCAGUUUGCGGCGGAGAACUCGAACCCAAAGAUUAUGGAUCAGUCAAUUCUCCCGGAUAUCCGGGAAAAUAUCCCCACAAUAGAGAUUGCUAUUGGUUAAUACGGGUGCCAUUGGGCAAAAGGAUCCAGUUCCAUUUUGCCACACUUCAAAUCGAGGCACACCUAACAUGUGGUUUUGAUUACAUUGAAUUAUUUGAUGGUCAAAGAGAAAGUGAUCCACUUUUGGGAAAGUUUUGUAACACAUCAACUCCGGCACCACUAACGAGUGCCGGCGCCUAUGUUUUGAUGCACUUUCAUUCAGACGAUUCAUUUAAUGACAAUGGCUUUCACAUAACAUAUGCUUCAGUUGCGGGAAUACCGGGUUGUGGGGGGACUUUGACUGCAGAAAAGGGUACCCUUAGUUCACCUAACUUUCCAAAUAGAUAUGAAAACAAUAUCGACUGCGAUUGGAUUAUAAGAGUACAUCCAAUGGAGAGAAUUGAAAUUAAGUUUUCUUUGUUUGAUUUGGAAAGUCAUAAUCAGUGCUCUUUUGACUUUCUGGAGAUCAGAGAGGGUGAUAAUAGUGAGUCACCACUAAUUAACCGACUUUGUGGUCAACAAAUGCCGCGACCUAUUGUUUCAAACAGUAAUAAAUUGUGGAUUAAAUUUAAAGCUGAUGUCUCACAGACAGGACAAGGAUUUAGAGCUGAAUAUACAACCGUUUGUGGAGGACUUUAUACAAAUAUGGAUGGAGUGAUUACAUCGCCAUUCUUUCCCGAUUCCUAUCCAUCUGACCGCAAAUGUCUUUACCAUAUUGUACUUCCGGUCGGAUUUUUGAUUCAACUAAAUUUCCAACACUUUAAUAUUGAGGAAUCACUUGACUGUGCAUACGAUUAUCUUGAGAUUCAAGAAUCGGGUGAAAAUAGUACAUCACUUGGCAAAUAUUGUGGAACUGUUAUACCUGAUCCGAUAACAUCUAAAUUUAAUGAAUUGUUGUUGAAAUUUGGUACGGAUGGAUCAAACAACAAUAAAGGCUUUUAUGCUAAUUAUACCAGUAUUGAGAUUGGAUGCGGAGGUGUCUACACCACAAAUCAUGGCGUAAUAUCAAGUCCAAGUAGUAUAACACAGGGUGGUACCCAAUGCUCAUGGCUUGUGAGGACUGAUCCUGGGUUUGCUAUAAAGCUUACAUUUACAAUGUUUGCAUUGAAAGCUCAAACCAAUUGUAGCGAUGAUUAUGUGGAGAUCAGGGAUUCAACUUAUUCAGUGAUUGGCAAAUAUUGUGGUUCAAGAUUACCACCAAUACUGACGUCAAGUGGUAAUCAACUAUUUAUCACAUUUAAAGUGUCAAAUAUUCUGCGAGCACAGGAAGGAUUUGCAGCCGCCUAUUCAUUCUUAGAUCUAAGCCAUUCAUGUGGCGGUAAUUUUUUUACCGAUUCGGGAAUAAUACGGUCACCAGGAUAUCCAAAUCGUAGAUAUCCACCAAACCGGGAAUGUAUAUGGGUUUUACAAGUUGACAAUGGGAGACAAAUAGUCUUAAAUGUAACCGACUUUCAACUGGAAGGAGUUUCCGGUUGUCGUUACGAUUUUCUUGAGAUUAGAAAUGGUAGAGAAGAGAGAUCACCAUUGAUUGGCAGUUUUUGUGGUACAAACAUUCCUCCAACAAUAACAUCUCAUGGUCAUGUAUUAUUUCUCCGCUUUAAGUCCGACAACAGUAGAAACGCUAAGGGAUUUGAAAUUACAUACAAUAGCGGAACAACGGGUUGCGGCGGUACACUCACCUCACAAUCGGGAUCUAUUGAAAGUCCUGGUUAUCCACAACCUUAUAGUCAUAAUGCUGAAUGUGUUUGGCUUAUUAGGGUUUCUCAAGGGUCGACCAUAACAUUAACUUUUGCUGAUAUAGACAUUGAAGCCCAUACAACGUGUCGUUAUGAUUAUCUGGAAGUGUUUGACGGCAAUACUGAUCGGUCGCCAUCAUUAGGAAAGUAUUGUAAUUCUCGUAUGAAUAGCCAUUUGGUUCAAUCAAAGUCUAACGUAAUGUACAUCAAAUUUAAAACGGAUACUUCAGAGACGGGUCGCGGAUUUAGAUUGAAUUAUCAAAUUAAUUGCUCGACUAUUUUGUCGGGUUAUAGGGGUGUCAUUGAGAGUCCCAACUUCCCGGAACCCUAUAAUAAUAAUGCAAAUUGCACCUGGCGUAUUAAUGUCCCCCGGGGUAAUAAUAUCACAAUUGCAUUUUCACGAAUGGUCAUUGAAUCCGAUAUGAACUGUCAAUACGAUUAUCUAAAAAUAUCCAAUUAUUAUCCUGAGAUCAACAAUUCAACACAAAUAGCCAAAUACUGUGGUAUAUCUAAUCAAUUGCCGAUUCCCUUCAACACCACUACCAACAAUGCAUUAGUAAACUUCGUGACCGACGCUUUUGAUGCUCACAUUGGGUUCCGAUUUGAAUGGGUUAGUGUCGGCUGUGGCGGCGAUUUUGUUAACAAAAAUAAUGGCGAACUUAUGUCACCCAACUAUCCUAAUGGAUAUCCUCACGACACCGAAUGUUUGUGGCACAUCCAGGCCUCUUAUGGUUAUUCAAUACACUUAACAGUAUAUACACUUGAUAUAGAAGGUGUCCAGGGAUGUAGUUUUGAUUAUAUACAUGUCCAUGGUGGUCCCGAUGAGACAUCACCACAACUUCUUAAUUUAUGUCAUCGCAUUGAAUCGCCUCAAACGGUCAGUUCAAUGGGUAGAUCAAUGACUGUUAAGUUUAGGACAGAUUCAUCGGUUUCAGGACGAGGAUUUAUGGCCUCAUUUCAAGUGAUGGCUGCUUCUUGUAGUGCUAUAUAUAAUACAGAAACCGGAACCAUAACAUCACCAAAGUUUCCAUUAAAUUAUGAUUCAAAUGAUGACUGCGAGUAUACAAUUGAUAUCAAAGGGCUUCACGACAUUGAACUGAAAUUUGAAGAGUUUGGUAUACCUUUAAGUGUUAACUGUACGGACAGCUAUUUAGCCAUAUAUGAUGGCUCAUCAAGUGGUGACCCAUUAAUUAUAAAACAUUGCGGUACAAGUCUUCCAGCUGUUAAUCCUAUUAGAAGUACCAGUAAUAAGGUUUAUAUGAGAAUGAAAGCCAACGGAUUUUCAGUUGGAAAAGGGUUUAAGAUAUCAUACAAAACAUUAUGCGGCGGAAGAAAAGUAUUGGGCAGUAAUGAAGUCGGAGAACUAACAUCACCUAACUUUCCCCAUCACUCUGUCUAUAAACCCGAUUGUCACUGGAUUUUAGUUGCUUCUCAACCUGAAGAACACAUUACCCUAACAUUUACGCGCAUUGAUAUCAGUGGUACAGAUUGUGAACAAAAUUAUGUUGAAGUUCGUGAUGGCGAUAAUGGUGGUACAGAUGGUGGAUCAAAUCCAACAGCUUCCUCGCCAUUGAUUGGCAAGUAUUGUGGUGAUAAAGUUCCGCCACCAAUAACAUCACUGGGAAAUUCACUUUAUAUUGUUAACACCUUUGGUCUGUUUAGGGCCACAUAUACAACAUCGACAUCAUAUUGUGGCGGAACCUUUACAUCACAUGAGGGUGUUUUCCAAUCUCCUGCGUAUCCAAAUAGCUAUCCAUUGGAAACUGAGUGCAUUUGGAUAAUAAGUGCUUCGCCGGGAAAUAGAGUUACUUUCAAUUUUAUAACAUUCAAUAUUGAAGAAAGUGAUUAUUGUAAUACAGAUUAUCUAGAGUUACGUGAAAACGACUCGAGCGGUCCGCUAUUGGGUCGCUAUUGUGGUCAACAAAUACCUUCACUCAACUUUACUUCAACACAUAUACUAUGGGUUAAAUUCCGGUCCGACCAAUCGGGUACUGCGCCGGGAUUUCAGGCCAGUUAUGCACUCGAACAUGGAAUCGAUUUAGUGGGCGAAUCAGGAGCUAUUGCUAAUCCAGGUUGGCCAUACGAUAUGCGACCMAAAGAUACAAGUUUUUCGUGGUCUAUAACAGUAUCGCAAAAUAAAUACAUUGGCAUAACAUUUACAGAAAUAUCAAUUCCUAGUUACGGCACCUGCACUUCAUAUGUAUCCAUUAUAGAUGGCAUCGGAGAAUCGGGUCCAGAAAUAGGCAGAUAUUGUGGAUAUACUAUACCCGACACCAUAUCUAGCACUACAAACACAUUGACAGUUAAUUUCAUUAUGACUAACUCAAUGCCAGCAAAGUUUUAUUUAACGUGGAAUGCCAUCAAUGAAACGGCAGCUCUUGCUUUGAAACAACCGGUGACUAUCGAUACAAAUAAUUCAUCGUUUGAUAUGGCACUUAAUAGGACAGGGAUAUAUAGAUUAUUAAGUCCUGGAUAUCCUAAUGGUUAUACAACAAACCUCAACAUUAAUUGGACUUUCCAUACAUUACCGACUUAUCAUUUUAUGGUUAAUAUAACGGAUAUGAUUUUACCGGGAAAUAACAGAAGUUGUAAUUAUUAUGGCGAUAGAGUCUAUCUUCUACAGCCUCGCAAUACUUUGGGCACACUUUGGAAAAUUAACAAAACAUUAUGCGGUCGAUAUCGGGAAUCAUUAGAUACACCACUAUAUAGCAAAUUGAGAAUCAAUUUCCGGACCAAUGAUUGGUAUAAUCUGACCGGAUUUGAUCUUACAGUACAAUCAGUUUGCGGCGCAAAUCUUUAUGGAUCGCGAGGGUAUAUAACCACUGAUGAUAUAGUAAAUGCAGUCAAUUGUAUUUGGACUAUAAAAGUAAGAGAGGGUCGGACUAUUAAAUUGACGUUUGAAUCCAUUAAUAUUUCCGACAACAACAACUGUCAAUACUCUUAUAUAAUGAUAAGAAAUGGUAACAAAAAGUCAUCACCACCCUUAGGAGGCGGGCGUUAUUGUGGGCGCACACCACCUAAUAUUCCCGAAAGUGCAUCCAAUCGUGUAAUGGUUGAAUUUUAUGGCCGAAGAGAUAUGCACACAGACUUUCGUUUGCUGUAUGAAGAGGUAUCUGUAGGAUGUGGCGGACAGAUAGAGUUAACAAAUACCAACACAAUGAUUGAGAUAAUGUCACCAAACUAUCCAUUACUACCACCGCAUAACAUGGAGUGUGAUUGGGUUGUAAUGAGUCCUCACAACACUAAUAUCCGUCUAGACUUUGAAUAUGACAGCUCACCAACUUGGAGAUGCAAUAAGACUCUUGAGUUUGUUGAGAUACGCGAUGGAGGGACAGCCGUAUCGGCACUCAUUGAUAAAUACUGUGUUCCGCCUCAAUAUUCCAAUAGUAUAAAAAGCUCCGGUAGUUAUAUGUUUGUCCGUUUUGUUACGGCAAACACCGAACAAUUAGUCAAUUUUAAGGCCAAAAUUCAGAUCAAUGACUGCGGCGGCACUUAUAUGAUAUGUACUUAUCUAUUGAAAACGACAUACAAUAAUAAUUUAAUGGAUUUGAACAUCACUUUUAUGGAUAUUGUUGGCAAUUCUGAUUGCUCUUCAGGAGAUUAUGUAGAGUUUCAUGAUAACAGUCCAACUGGUGAUCUAAUUGGGCGAUAUUGUGGUAGAAAUGAAGACAAUUCAACGAUACAAUUGAAAUCUGAGAGCUCAUCGGUGUAUAUAAUAUUCAAAAGUGAUACCCAAUUGACUGGUAGAGGUUUAAGGCUAAGUGUAAGAACCAGAUGGACACAAUGUGGUGAUACUAUAGAAAAUAUAGCCACAAAUGGUGUCAUAACGAGUUUCAAUUAUCCAAAUGCCGUAUCUGAACGACGGUACUGCUCGUGGUAUUUGACAUCAGUUUCCGGUAGAAGUUUGAGACUUGAAUUUCUUGAUUAUAAUCUAAAAGCAGAUCCAAGAAAUACUAGUCUUUGUUUAGAUCACUUGAAUAUAUUCAAGGGUACAUAUGGUUCAACUAAACAGAAAAUGCAGUGCAAUGCUAUACUUCCCGAUCCAAUUCAAUUUCAAAGUCAUAUGGCAGUCAUUAACUUUGGUCAUUCAGGUUUAGCCCCCAGAGAGGGAUUCCGUAUACAGUACAGUGCCGAUGAUGAGGAAGUUUGUGGAGGACUAAUAUCUGGCACAUCAGGAAUUAUAGAAUCUUAUAGAUUUGGUGAAUCCAAUUAUACUGAUCCUAUUGAUUGUAUUUGGGAAAUACAACCUCCAAAUCAAAGCACCAAUUUUACCAUUGCAUUCGUUUUUGAUGUGUUUGAGAUACCAGAGUCAGAAUUAUGUAAAGAUGGGUCCAUACGAUUGGAGUAUUAUAAUAGACGAUACCGAUACUUUUGGAGUCGAGGCUAUCGUUUUUGUGGUAAUAAGACUACAAAUGGUCAUAAAUUUGAUUUUUUUGCACCAAAUCAGGGAGAAUACAAUUAUGGUGUACCAAAACUUUUAUUGUCCACUAACUAUAGCAACAAUUAUCGAGGAAUUAGUGGAAAAUAUUAUAUCCAAGAGUGCGGCGGAUAUUUCGAUAAUCCCGACGGAGAGUUCACUUCACCUAACUUUCCGCAAAACUAUCCAAUAGUUUCCUACUGUGUUUGGGAGUUCGCAGUCGAUUGGGGACAACAAUUAAGACUAUCAUUUCUUAACUUUAGUUUAGGCAGUGAUUGUGAAAAAGACUACAUUCAAGUACAACAGGGAUAUAUGUCUGACUCACCCAAAUCAGACAAAUAUUGUGGAAAUACAUUACCACCAGAAAUACAUUCAACUCAACGAAAAAUGAAAGUUAUGUUUAAGGCAACUGCCAGUAAUCCUACACAAAGUCCACGUAAUUUUAAGAUGUAUGUCCGUAAGGUAGAGCACGGUUGUGGUGGUCUUAUGUUGAAYCCAAUAGAUACCAUUCAUACGUUAGACUAUCCAAUUGCAAGAUAUGCCAAUAGUAUUGAGUGUGUUUGGAUCAUUCAAAUGCAUACCGGAUAUCACUUGAACUUUACAUUUAUAGACCGAUUCGAUAUCGAAAAGUCACAAAAUUGUGUAAACGAUUACUUAUUAUUUGAAGAGUUGGCCAAUGCUGACGAUGAUAACAGUUGGACAGCCAUUAGUCGGUUCUGUGGUCUCGAUAAGCCUCAAUCGUUUAAGUCAAGGACUAAUAAAGUUAGAGUCACUUUCCAUAGUAAUGAAGCCACAAAUGGAGACGGAUUUAAAUUAACGUAUCAAAUGGUUUGUGGAGAAGUGUUUACCGAAAGUACGGGUGUUUUUACGAGUCCUAACUAUCCUAAUGUUUAUAAUAAUAUGAUUCGUUGCGAAUAUCUUAUACAACGGAGUCCUAAAGAUUAUAUAAGACUUGAAUUUGAUGACGAUUUUGAUGUAGAGUAUGGAGGAUCACAGUGUCGGUGGGAUGCUAUCGAUAUAUACCUGGGUAACAAUACAAGUUCACCACAUCAGGGAACCUAUUGUGGACGAGAUAAGCCACCCAUUACUGUCUCUAAUAAUGCCAUUUUUCUAGCUUUUAGAAGUGAUUAUAGUUAUGUAAGAAAAGGUUUUAAGGCAUCUUUCUCUGUGACUUCUUGUGGAGGCAAUUAUACCGAUGACUCGGGUGUCAUAACAAAUCCAAUUAAUAUUUAUGGCCGAAGAAUGAGUUGUAUUUGGUUUAUAACUGUUAGUGAAGAUCGAGUCAUUGAAUUGCAAUUUAAUUCAAUAAAUACUGACCAAUGGGGCAGUUGUUACUGGAAUGGGGUUGAGAUCAGAGAUGGAGACAAUAGUAGCGCUCCAUUGAUCGGUAGAUUUUGUAAACCAGAUCGAGAUAUUGAUCCCAUCAUUAAAUCGACAACAAAUAAAUUAUGGAUUAUAUAUCGUACAGAAGGGCAUUACGAAAGAGCAGCCUUUAGUUUAAGUUACAGAACAACUCUGAGUCCGGCUCAGGGAUGUGGCGGUAAAUUUUAUAAUGUAAGUCAAGGUUAUAUUCAAUCCCCUGAUGUCGACAAUAACGGUAAAUACGAUUUAGACCUCAACUGUUGGUAUACCAUAUUAAUGCCAUCCGAUAAAGUCGUUAAACUUACGUUUGAAAAGCUAGAUAUCGAAGAAAGCCCUUCCAAUGGCUCAAAAUGUAUCUAUGAUUACCUGGAAAUAAGAGAUGGUAUUACUCACAGAAGUGCACUCAUUGAUCGCUAUUGUGGAUCAACUAUUCCUAGUCCUAUCAUUGGGUCUUCUAAUAAAUUGAUUCUUCAAUUUUACUCCGAUAGCCGUGAAGUUAGAACAGGAUUUAAAGCAAAAUUUGAGUCAAUUGACAAAAUAUGCGGUGGUUUUGUUAAUGUGACAAAUAUGACCCAAACAUUAACUUCAAUCAAUUACCCGAACUCAUACCCCACAAGCUUACGGUGCAAAUAUCACUUUAUAUUUGACAGAGUUUCCAAUUACUGGUCGAAAGCCAUUAGAAUUAAAUUCAUUGAUUUGGAUGUUAACUGUAAUAAUGAAGAUUAUAUAGAGUUCAGUGCUGAUACCUAUUCCCAUAAUCACAUCCAACCGUACCGUAUGUGUGGUCUGAAGGCUCCGCCGUCUAUUAUCUCGAGGCAAGGCUUAUGGUUAACAUUUGUGUCGAGUCCUAAUCCAGUCGCUAAUCAUAAAGGUUUCAAAAUUCAAUAUACAUUUUCUGCCUGUAAUAUGACAUAUAGUGAUGAAUCGGGAAUAAUAGUCAAUACUCGAUAUCCUGACACUAAGUUUACCAAAUAUUGUUGGAUGAAUAUAACAGCCAAAGUUGGUCACACUAUUGCAUUGUAUUUCAACGACUUUAGAUUUUAUAACAGUGAUAACCGAAUUGGAUGUCCCCGGGGCAAUAUGACAAUUAGGGAAGGUAUUGACACUACUUCACCGCUACUUAAAGUUCUGUGCGGCACUACAAUCCCUGACCCGAUAUUUUCGACCGGAAACCAGUUAUCACUUGAAGUGAAAAGUAAUGAAUGGUAUUACUCGAAGUGGUUUAUAUCAUAUUCAACUACAAAUGCUGGUCGUGGAUGUGGUGGUAAUCUGACCUCAUUUAACGGCACAUUUACCAGUCCUUUAUAUCCAUCGCCGUAUAACGUAAGCGGUGAGUGUCGUUGGUUUGUCCACUCAUUUGGCUUACAUUCACUCACACUUCGCUUCACAUUUUUCCAACUGUCCUCAACCAUCGGCUGUCGAACCAAUUAUGUCGAAGUUUACGAGGGAAGAGAGGAUCUGCCGUCCAAUCGAGUUCUUCGCAUUUGUGGCGAUGACAAUCCGGCGCCGUAUCAAAGUCAAGGCAACCUUUUACUGAUCAAACUGGUCACCAGUACUAAUAAUACCGGUCCGGGAUUUAGAGCCCAAUACAACUUUAAUAGUAUCGAACUGAAUGCUACAAAAGUGGUGAUGACUUCAGACUUGAGGACACACAUGGGUUCAGACGGUUCCGUGUAUUUCCCGUCCGACGGUAUUAUGUUUAGGCGUAAUGAUUGAGUCAGCGAUAAAUUGAUAACUAAACUCAGUAUUAUUUAUUGACACC